Messenger RNA from Rhizophagus irregularis DAOM 181602=DAOM 197198, 1568 nucleotides. Lineage: Eukaryota; Fungi; Glomeromycota; Glomeromycetes; Glomerales; Glomeraceae. The record is from RefSeq and is a predicted model, not a curated record.
UUUUUUCUUUACCACUUUAUACAUUAUUUUCGCUGUUUUUUUCGCUAUGACCAAAGUUACUGCAAAAAACAUAAUUCCACGAAGCUUAAAUGGACGCAGAAACAAUAGAAAACACAUAUUAUUAAGAAGUGGAAUAUGCUAUUCUCGUACUAAAGAUAAUAAAAAUGAAGUCGUCACGAACGUUAUUGUUUCUACGGGACAACCAGCUGUAAUUCCAGACCGCGUAAGCCAGGGCGUAAGUGGACAUAGCUGCGGCUUCCGCGUGCGCUUUGCUAGCGAUGGUGUAUUUUGCCUGCCCUUCGUUAGCAAUCAAUUAAAAAAGAAAAUAAUACGUAUAAAGUCGAUUCUAAAGACGUCCAGUAAGUACAAACAAGAAAGUUACGUACGUCCAGUUCCUGGUGUACCUGAACCAGAGCCAAAACAGACGAUAGCGUUGCGAAAAUAUUUGGAAUCGCUUUGUUUAAACGAACAAGUAUUAAGUCGUGAGAUAUUGCUUCGUCUCGGGACGUAUAUGCUGGAUUGUUUUGUUUCUCAAGGAUGGUGUCGUCCUUUUAUUAAUCCUGUACCCGAAUCGGCUCGGAAUUAUCACCUUCGCAUCGCACGUCCGAUGGAUUUAUUAACAGUUGAACAUAAACUUUGGGCAGGAGAAUACGAUGGUGCAGUUUCAAAAUUCUAUGAUGAUUUAGCACAGAUUAUUUAUAAUGCAUUCAAAUUCCAUGAAGAAAAUUCCGUAAUAUUCAAAGAAGCAGAUUCGAUGCUUACGUGUUUUGUCAAUUUAACAACGAAGUUUUCGAAACCACCAUAUGAUAAUAAAUUGAACUUCGCACUUGCUCAGAUUGGUGCUAAACUCCCUCAUGAAGAAUUUGAUAAUGUUUGUAGAGUAGUACCAAAUAUUAAGAGGAGUGGUAGUAACGUUGCAAAACUUCCCUAUGCUGCCGCUGAACGUUUAGAUCCGAUGUCAAGUUCUCUUUUUGACACAUUCGAACGUGAAAGUCUCCCUCCGGUUAAAUUUCAACCAACAGAAACGCAUUGCAACUUUGCACGUCUAUACAUCACCAAGGGUUCAAAGAAUAUUAAAAAAUGUAGAGAUGAACGCAAUGCAAUUCUCGUAAUUGUGAAGGAUGUUUCUUAUGAAAUCAGUGAGAAUCGAUUGCGAUGUAAUGUGAUCACUUCAAAACCAUUUGGCGAGCUACGUGAUCUCGACACGUUCGAAUUAUCAGAUGCACGAUAUUGGACCCGAGUUGCCUUACUUGAUAAAAAGGCACUCGAUCUUAAAGUUGGGCCAAAAUUCUUUAAAGAAUACUUACGAGAACCUUUUAAGGUUUCGGAAUAUGAACAACAGCGGGACAAUAAAAAUUUUUUGAAAGCUUUGAAUCUAUCUAAGUCACGUUGAUUGAAAUUAUCACGUGAUCUUUUUUUUUAAUUUAUUUUCAAUUAUUUUUUAUUUAUUUAUUUUAUUUAUUUUCGAUCAAUACGAUCAAUACAAAUAAUCAAAUUUAGAUAAAUUAUUACUUUUUUAAAAUAUCGUGUAAUUUCUCUUAUAUUGAUGCAUAUUUUAUUUAUUUUCA